Gigantopelta aegis is the source of this 1519-nucleotide messenger RNA. RefSeq lists its product as uncharacterized. The transcript has 2 exons. NCBI's taxonomy places the organism in Eukaryota, Metazoa, Mollusca, Gastropoda, Neomphalida, Peltospiridae. The coding region runs from base 153 to 1169 and encodes 338 amino acids. The record is from RefSeq and is a predicted model, not a curated record.
CUGCGGUCUUGUCAUGUGCGCCUCUAUAAAUACUGAAAUACCUGGAGUUUUCCCUGCCUAUAGUAAGACACAUUCCGUCGACCCGUUCCGGUCAGUACCAUCUCUGGAUACUCUUGUAUUUUUUCUUUGAAGGGCUUUGGACAAGAACGAAGAUGAACAAACUCAACGAAUUCCUUUCAGUGGGUGUACUAAUAGCGGCAGUCAUAGCAGCCGUGCAUGCGGAUGCAUUGUCUAAGACUCAGUCGGACAACUCCUUCGGAGACAACAGCGGAUCUGGGGACUUUCAGAAGUGGUACGACUGGUAUAGCAAGCGAGGUUUUGGACACAGUAAGUCAUUUGGAAAAGAUGACCCGGAAACUCUUCAAAAAUGGCACGAAUGGUUAUCAAAGCGAGGCUUUGGAUCCAGUGGCGAUUCUUUUGGGAAGCAGAGUCCUGAAGGUCUUCAGAAAUGGCAUGACUGGUUAUCAAAGCGAGGCUUUGGAUCCAGUGGCGAUUCUUUUGGGAAGCAGAGUCCUGAAGGUCUUCAGAAAUGGCAUGACUGGUUAUCAAAGCGAGGCUUUGGAACCAACGGCGUCAACUUUGGCAAGAACCACCCCGAGAAUCUGCAGAAAUGGCGCGACUGGUUGUCAAAGCGAGGGCUAGACGACACCAGAAGCGCAUUUGGAAAGGCCGAUGGAGAAAGUUUUCAGAAAUGGAACGACUGGUGGAAGAAACGAGGAUUCGGAUACAGCAAAGGUUUUGGCCAGGGCAAGCCUGAAAAUCUUCAAAAGUGGCACGACUGGGUAUCGAAACGCGCGUUUGGCUCUGGGCAGAUCGGUUUCGGUCAGCAAAGUGACGCCGAUUUGCAGAAGUGGCAGGAGUGGCUUGUGAAGAGAGGAUUUGGAUCCCAUCAAGGAUUCGACAACCUGGAUGCUCCCAAGCUACAGCAGUGGCACGAAUGGGUGGUCAAACGUGGAUUCGGCAAUCAAGACUUUGGACUCGGACAAGGCAACCUCGCCGACUACGGCAAGUUCAUGAAGUGGGACGAUGUGUUUAAUAGCGGGGUUGCUAAGCGACAGCUUCGCAGCUUUACACCUCACUUCGGCGCCUACAAUAAGUAUUUCACCGACAAUCUUCAGGACUGGCGCAACACGUUCACGGGGCUCAAGCGACAGUCUUCGAAACACUGAAACGGUGGACCAGUCUAUUGUGUCACCUAAUUUUUAAAUAAAGAAAAACAUUUAACUAUGGUUAUGACAGAAACACCAAAACGAGACGGAAGGAUAAGGAAAUCUGCAUGUGUAUUCACAAUGGUUAAUGAUGCUACUUUCUAGACAGUAAUAUGAUAAAUAUGAAAUUUAUAGGCGUUCAGUGUUUUGUAUGUCUAGGUGACAUUCAAGUGAUGCUCAAUAACAAAAUAACCGAUAUCAAGACUAACAUCUACACUUAAUAAAUUACACAAAUAACAUUUUAUUUUUGACACUAAUAUCAGUUUGUCAGAUACAUGCUUAUAGAAUAUGGCAAUAAAUCAGCUAUACAG